AUCAACUCCAUCUAAAUUUCAAUCUCCAUCAAUUCAACCGAAGAAGAGAAACAUGGAAGGCUCUGCGGCAGAGUUCGAGAUGCUCAAGCUCAGAUCGACAGCAACAGAGCUUCUCCUAAAAGAAAACUGGUGCGAAUACAUCAACCUCUACUCCCGUUUCAUCUCCUCCUGCGAUUUCCCCCAAACUUCACAAAAAGAGGACGACGGCUCCCUCAAGCUCCGGCGAACUCUCUGCUCCGCGCUCUGCAACCGAGCCGAUGCUUACUUCAAGAUACGAGACCUCGACGCCGCGCUAAUGGACUGCAACCACGCUCUCAAACUCGAUCCUUUUCAUUUCAAAGCACUAGUUUGCAAGGGAAAGAUUCUCCUCGACCUCCAUUGUUACUCGCAAGCUUCGGAAUGCUUUCAACGCGCCAAGGCGCUUCCUCUAGCAGACAGUUCUCUCUCCCUGCUCUUGAAACGGUCGCAGAAGCUCGAUUCCCAGUCGAAGACGGGCUUUAUCGACCUCUCUGCUUGGGUUCUUGACGGAUUCAAUGGCGCAUGCCCGGAGCUCGCCGAGUUCGUCCGCAACGUCGAGAUACGCCGAUCGGAGUCCGGCGGAGGAAGAGGGCUCUUCGCCACAAGAAGCGUCGAGGCCGGUACUCCGCUUGUUAUAACGAAAGCUGUCGUCUUGGGGAGAGGUAUUAUGCCGAAAUCCGCCGGUGGGGAAACUGCUCGCCUGGUAAUGUGGAAAGAUUUCGUCGAUAAAAUCAUUAACGCCGUCCAAAAAUGCAGUAAAACGCGAGCUCUGCUGUAUACAUUAUCUACAGGAGAUGGGGAAGACAGCGAUUUUACAGUGCCAAAAAUCGAACUUUUUAAGCCGGAAUUCUCCAUGGAUGCAAAAAGCUUUGAGCUUGAUGUGGAGAGGAUUCUGAAAGUGUUAGAUGUAAACUGUUUAACCGAAGAAUCGGUGUCAGCUAAAGUAAUGGGGAAGAAGAAAGAAUGCUGCGGCGUAGGGCUUUGGUUUUUGCCUUCGUUUGUCAACCAUUCGUGCUGCCCAAAUGCCCGCCGGCUUCAUGUCGGCGAUACUAUGGUGCUCUACGCAUCAAGGGAUGUGAAGGAAGGGGAAGAGCUCAGCUUUGCUUACUUCAAUGUUCUGCUUCCAUUGAAUGAGCGCAGGGAGAUGGCGAAGAGAUGGGGGUUUUUUUGUAGCUGCGAAAGAUGCAACUUUGAAGAGAAGAAGGAGCUGGAGUUAGGUGAGUUAAAUGAAACGAUGGAAGAAGUGGAAGAUAGAGUGAGGAGAUGGGGGUUAAAGGGGAAGGGAAAGGGGUAUCUCAGAGCCUCGUUUUGGCCGGCUUAUCGUAACGAGUCGGAGAAGUUGAAGAGGAGGAGAGUGGGGAGUAGGAUUACAGAGGAGAUUUCGGUGGCUGGCAGCAUUUUCGAUGCAGUGGGAGGAGAUGAGAGGAUAAUGAGGAGUUUGUUGAAGAGGAUGAAGAAUGAUAGGGGGUUCGGCCAUGGAGUUGAAAUGGAAGAAAUGGAGAAGUUGAUGAGAAUGGCGAGAGGGGUUUAUGGGAAGGUCAUGAAGAGACGAGCCAUGAAAGCUUUCUUUGAGCUUGAAUUGGCGAGUACGGGCUGGUGAAUUCUUACGCUGCGAAUUGUGGUCUUUUGUUCUUUCUUACAGAUCAUUUUCUUUUUACUGAUGCUAGGGAGACAGAUUUUGUUGCAGUGUUUCUAAUUAAUUGAUUUUUAUUGGCCCUUUUGUAAUUCUGGUUUAUGAGAUAAUUAGUUUCAUUUGCUAUCUUUCAUUCAUUGUGAAGAUCAAUGACACAUUUGAAAAAUAAAAAAGGGGACAUUUACUACGAACCACUCAAUUCAUAUGUACACACAUACUGUUGAAUCAUGU
This is a messenger RNA of Phalaenopsis equestris, 1882 nucleotides long. RefSeq lists its product as uncharacterized. The record is from RefSeq and is a predicted model, not a curated record. Lineage: Eukaryota; Viridiplantae; Streptophyta; Magnoliopsida; Asparagales; Orchidaceae. Bases 53 to 1618 code for a protein of 521 amino acids. The transcript has a single exon. Gene Ontology annotation, molecular function: protein binding.